Molecule: messenger RNA, 2740 nt
Organism: Hermetia illucens (black soldier fly)
Lineage: Eukaryota; Metazoa; Arthropoda; Insecta; Diptera; Stratiomyidae
Gene: Gk2
Product: glycerol kinase
Exons: 11
Coding region: 277-2013 (578 amino acids)
Biological process (GO): glycerol metabolic process; triglyceride metabolic process; glycerol-3-phosphate biosynthetic process
Cellular component (GO): mitochondrion
Molecular function (GO): glycerol kinase activity
Source: RefSeq, a predicted model, not a curated record
CCCCGAAUAAAAUGACGUGUAAACAUCCAAUAGACCUAACCUCAAUUCCGCAAAUAUCACGAAUUGACUCAAGUUGGCUGUCAAUUUUGGACAUAGUCCGGCGACGAGUCCAAAGUUUGUAGUUUGGCUGGUAUCGGGGUUUUAAAGGUGCCAGAGUUCGCUGGGAAAAGUUAGAAUCUGUUGAGUUAUUGGUGGUUUGAAUAAUGUGUGAGGUUUAGCCGGAGGAAUUCAUAGUAUCACCUUCGCAAUUGGAAGUCAAGAGUAGUUACAGGGAAAAUGAAGUCAAUGAGGAAGAUGUCGAAGACCAAUUGGGAGGUCCUGGACACUCCGGAGAGUAUGGCAAUGGCGGCAUCUAAAUACAACUUAAUCGGUGUGAUAGACUGCGGGACAAAUACAGUCGGAUUUUCGGUUUACCAAACACCAGAAUUCACAGAACUAUGUUCCCACAAAAUGGAGAUUAUUCAAAUAACCCCACAAGAUGGUUGGUGCGAACAGAAUCCACUUGAAAUAAUGACAAAUAUACGAAUAUGCGCAGAGGAAGCAUGUAAAAAAUUGGAAAAACUCGGAUAUAAAUUAAGUGAAAUUGCAACAAUAGGAAUCACCAAUCAACGAGAAACAACAAUUGUGUGGGACAAACUGACCGGCGAGCCCCUAUAUAAUGCCAUAUUGUGGAGUGAUAUUAGGACUGAUAUUACAGUAGAUCGAAUCCUGGCUAAACUUCCAGACCAGAAUAAAAAUCAUUUUAAAGAUAUUUCGGGUUUGCCUAUUUCACCAUAUUCUUCGGCUUUGAAAUUACGAUGGCUUAAAGAUAAUAUUCCAGCGGUGAGAAAGGCGUGUAGAGAUCGGAGAUGCUAUGCAGGGACUGUAGAUACAUGGAUAAUUUGGAAUUUAACAGGAGCCGUGGACGGUGGAUUGCAUAUAACGGACGUAACAAAUGCCUCCCGAACUUUACUUAUGAAUAUUGACACAUUACAUUGGGAUCCGGUUUUAACGAGAGCGUUUUCAAUCCAUCCGAAUAUGCUCCCUCAAAUACGAAGUUCUUCGGAAAUUUAUGGGAAGGUGAAAGACGGAAGUGUACUUAACGGAAUCUAUAUUAGUGGUAUUUUAGGUAACCAACAGGCCUCUCUUCUAGGACAAAUGUGUUUCAAACCCGGUCAAGCAAAAAACACUUAUCGAUCAGGAUGUUUCCUUCUUUGUAAUACAGGAGAGCAGCCGGUCCUAUCUUCGCAUGGUCUAGUGACUACUGUAGCCUAUAAGCUUGGUAAAGACAGUCCGACAAUUUACGCCCUAGAAGGAGCUGUUGCUGUUGGUGGAUCAGCUUUGAAAUGGUUGAAAAAUAGUUUAGGCUUGUUAAAGAGCGAGGACGAAGUUGAAGACCUUUCAAAUGCUGUCCAUUCAACAGGAGACGUUUACUUUGUACCAGCGUUCACUGGACUUUAUGCACCAUAUUGGCGGAAAGAUGCAAGAGGAACAAUUUGUGGCCUUACACAAUUUACAAAUAAGAAUCAUUUAAUUCGAGCAACCCUUGAAGCUAUUUGUUUUCAAACACGUGACAUUAUUGAAUGUAUGAAUCAAGACUGUGGAUUUACGUUGAACAAAUUGCAUGCCGAUGGGAUUUUAUCAGCGAAUAAAUUAUUAAUGCAAUUGCAAGCUGAUAUUACAGGAAUUCCAGUUUUACGUUCCCAAAUGGAGGAUACGACUGCUUUGGGUAUUGCUAUGUGUGCGGCACAUGCUGAGGGGAUAAAUUCCUGUGAACUGUUACCAGAAAAAAGAUAUUAUGAAAACGCUAGAUAUGACACCUACCUACCAACUUCAACGCAUUCGGAGCGUGAAAUUCGUUACACAAAAUGGAAGAAAGCCGUGCAAAGAAGUCUUGGCUGGGCCAUAACAACCAAGAGCGCUGCAAUGACAGACGAACGAUAUCGCAUGCUAGCAUCUAUACCAGCUUCAAUAUUCCUAAUUUCUUCUUUCACAUUAUUGAUAUUUGGGCAGAAACUUCUGCAAAGUAAUUAGUCAAGAAAUUAGGUCAAAAAUUGGCUAAGAUUUUUGCGAUCGUGUCUUCCUUCUGAUUGAGAUGAGAGAAAAUUCCAAAUAAUUUUUCCGUCUAAUUCUAUUGAAGAUAAGAGGUCGAUAAGACUAGGAUAUAAAUAGUUAUUGAACUUUCAUUCAAAUUAGACCACACAGUUGCCCUAUUUGACCCAAAUCUUUUAAUUUAGCUUGCCAUGAGGGUGUUAACUUCUGUAAGACAAAUUGUAUCUUUGCUUGGCGUUGAAAUCUGAUAUCAUGAGUUGUACAAAUGAAAAAUCAACUUAGUCUUAAGGAGAAAAUAAUAAAUAAAAGAAAAGUGUUAAAAAAACGGUCUAGCAAACAGUUUAACUGUGUUGAGUACGCUUAUUACAUGCCUGAAGCUUAGUUUUACAUAUAUACGUAAUUGCAGUUCUUUGUUGUUGUUUAAUGACGAUUACAUUCUUCCAAUAAAAUUUAAGUUGUAUUGAUGUCUACGUGUAUACAUUUUGCAUGAGAAAUUGGUUAUAAUUUUCUCGUUUGAUGAUGUUUAUAAUUAUUUGAGUGACCACAAUACGUAGACUGACAUGAUUUUUGACGACUUAUUUUCAUGUGAUUAGAAUAAAUAUUAGAAUCUAUUGAAAGAUUCAAUUAGUACUUACUGUUAUCUGUAUAUGGUGGAAGAGGAUUAAGUGAAACUUGUUGAAAGAAUAAUAAAAAUGUAAAAUGUUAAAAA